Messenger RNA from Myotis brandtii (Brandt's bat), 2890 nucleotides. It is a transcript of the gene ZSWIM3, whose product is annotated as zinc finger, SWIM-type containing 3. Bases 541 to 2406 code for a protein of 621 amino acids. NCBI's taxonomy places the organism in Eukaryota, Metazoa, Chordata, Mammalia, Chiroptera, Vespertilionidae. Gene Ontology annotation, molecular function: zinc ion binding. The transcript is spliced from 2 exons. The record is from RefSeq and is a predicted model, not a curated record.
ACAGGCCCUGUCAUCAUCACCAUGGCUGGACAGGCACCUCUGCUACUCGUUCUCCAUUCCUUUUCUGCUUGGUCGCUACUGACUGAGGCCUGCUAAGGCCCAUGUACUGCAGAUACAGAGAGAACACCAGACCCUGUCAUAAGGAUGCUCCCAGUACAAGUGGAACUCUUCUUUCUCAACAGCGCAGAACAGAAGGGACAUUGCCAGAUACCCUGCAUUCAAAUCCUAGCUAAUUAGCUGUGUGACCUUACCAAAGACACUUAACCUCUCUCAGCAGUUUACCCAUCUAUAAAAUGAGGAUCAUCAUGGUGUUCAUACCUCUCAGGAUUUUUAUAAGAAUGAGAUCAUAAUUGUAAAGCGGUUAGCAUAAUAUCUGGGACACAGAAGGAUUGCAAUAUCAAAAGGCUAGCACUUUGGAGUUUGCAACCAAAUUGAAGAAAUAGAGGACACUUUUGCUCCCAAUUGGCUUAAAGAUAUGUGCAGGUGAAAUUUGUCUGUAGUCGGAUCCAGUCAAACAGGAAGAGAACACCAGAGGCGGACAUGUGCCCAGCAUACUUGCUCCUGCAGUACAAUGAGAAACUGGAUAGAUUAUUUAUCAGUGAACUCAACACCCAGCAUAUACAUGUUGACUCCAAAACUGCGGAUCCUGAAGGAGACACUGCUGAAUCUCAAAAGACGACGUAUCUGCAGAAACCUGAGCCUGAGCAGCCCACAUUUAAAAAAGACCUUACCAGGGCUGAGAAGCCCCCGGCUGAACCUUCAUUUUGCUUAGGUGAGGUCCAAGCAGCCUCAAAGCCAGAGCGGGAGGGGAUCACUCCUUCUGACCUGGCCAAGAUAGCGAAAGUGAUGAAGAACUUUCUUAAGGUGGAUGAGGGUUCCAUGGCCUCCCUCAGUGUAGGAAACAGCCAAGACCUGGACCGGCUCAGCUUUCAGAGCAGCAAGAUGAGCAACCUGUUCAUCCGCUUCCCAGAGAAUCUCUUGCUGCACCGGGUGGAGAAUGCCCAGGGCCACAUCCUGUACGCGUUCUUGGUGGAGAACAAGGAGCGAGAGAGUCGAGUGGUACACUUUGCUGUGCUCAGGGCCGAGACAGCCACGUCUGUGGCCAAGAUGCUGGGUAUCUUCACAGAGUUCAACUCAGAUUGGCCCAAGAUCAAGGUAAUCUUUGUGGACCCAUCCUUCCCUCACCGAGCCAUCCUGCAGGAAAUCUUCCCUGCUGCCCGAAUUCUCCUUUCCAUCUACCACACAACCCGACUCCUAAAGAAGAAGUUGCAUCGUAGUUCGGCAAAUCUAUCCUUUAAAAUUCUCAUGAAGGAAGCCCUACGGGAGGCUGUGUUUGUCACCUCUGAUGCCAGCCUGCAGAAUCUCUGUCAGAUGUCCCAAGCCCUACUGGAUGAGGAGCUCUUCAGCUUCCUGCAGACCCACUGGUUCUCCUGUGAACUGCUGUGGUACAUGCACGUCAGGAAGGGCCUGCAUGCGUGUAACACCUACAUGGACAGCCUAGACAUCGUCACCAGCAAGGUGUCCAGUCUCUUUAGGAAACAGCAGUCCCUGCUGGACUGCAUCCUCCACUUUGUGGAUUACAUCGACUUCUUUAAUACCAAAGGUGUGAAAAACUUGCCCACAGCUCCUCCCAAGUCAAAGAAAGCCCGGACAGCAAGCAUGUUACCAAAGUCCAAAAAGCCUUUUGAAAUCUGUGGAGGGAGCCUCAGCAGGCCCCCCAUGAAAGAGACAAAGCCACCCCCACAGCAGGUGCGGGUGGAGCAGCAGCCACAGGUGCAGCCCUUCCAGGGUGGCAUGCUAGACACCUUGCACCAGAGUGGCUUCGAACUGGCCUAUAAGCUGUGCUACAAUGAAUGGGAGGUGGCACAGAACUCGACCCACCUGAUGGAUAUGGCUGGCUCCUCAGUGGACAUUAAGCUGCUGGAGGACUCUCACCAGGUUAGCAAAGAUGGCUGUAGCUGUAGCUGUUCCUUUCAACAACGGUACCACCUGCCGUGCCGACACAUUUUGGCCCUGCUACACAACAGCCAGAAGCCAGUGGGUGAAACUAUGGUUUGUCGCCGGUGGCAAAAGAGGUACCAGCACCUCCUUGGGCCUAGUGGGGAGCUCCGGGACCCUGUUGUGGUCCCCAACACAGGCCAGCCUGGGAAGCCAGGAAGGAAGGACAUGAUCCAGGACCUAAGCAGGGAACUAGCAAACCUGCUAAUGCAGAGUGAGGGGCCAGAGCUGGAGGAGCGCUUUUCCACCUUGCGCAAGAUUGUGGACAUCUGGGCUGAUCCUUACCAGCCACCUGCGCCCACUCAGCAGCCAGGGGACUUCAAGGAUGUGGGCCGCCUCCCUUUUCUCUGGGGAAAACAGGAGGAAGGGGAGGGAUUCCCUCUUGCUGGAGCCACGAUUCAUGAUUAAAGCACUUGCUGUGGCGCAUUGAACCACAGACCCCUCUCCUUGGGAGUCUGAGAGCUCACAGUGGGCAGGUCAUGCUAGGGGUCAGGAUUUUAACCAAUGCCUUCCUAGGUAGAGCUAGGAAGAUUGUUACAGUAGAGAGAAGAGGAUCCCACUUGUGACAGUCCUUUGAAUUUCCCCCUUUUUUGCCCUACCUUUGGCAUGCUUUGGGAACCCCAUUCAUUGUUUAAGGCCAAAGUUGUCUCCAUGUUGAAAGGUCAUCCCUCUGUCUCCCCCAAUCCCUGAGAACAGAUCUUAUUCACUUUACAGAGAUGAACCUCAUGACCCAGGAUAGGGUGAGAUGAAAUGGACCAGGUAAAAGGGCUUGUUUUCAGGGACAAGGGGAGGAGGGUGAUCCUUGAUUAUUGCUGCUCUUUACAAAGAAUCUGUUAUGUGUGUCUAUUUUUAUUCAUAUUAAAGGUUUUUGUUGUGUUUUUUUUAAAUAAAA